AUGAGUAAGCCUCAAUUAUCACCUCAGAAGGAGCAAGAAAUAGCAAGCAAAAUUCUAGAGCGAGCAGAACUGGCUCGAAUGACGCGACAAUUGAAACUAGAAUUGAGUAAGGUUGCGACGCCUAAAAAGAAUUCUCGGGAAACUAGCAAGAACCGUUCGCGACUUUCUCCCGUCAAAUUCGGUAUAAAUAAAUUACCCAAUGAACCACCACGCGUUUCUCCCUUGAAAACCCCCCGCGAAGACGAGACUUGGACCAAAGAGCGACACGAAACUCAUCAGUCACCCUUAAACUCGAGUCGCAAGCCAUCGACGCCGCCCGCAACCCGUAGCAGGCGGCAAAGUACAAAGAUCGAAAGGACAGACGCCGACGAGUUGCCUGUGCCACGAACACCGCGUAUUUCGUCUGCGGAAAACGAGGUAGGGGCCGAUUUGCUGAUGUACCUUGCCACCAGUCCCUACGCGGGCAAAACUCCUGGGUACAAUUCAUCUAUAGGAGGUUCAAAUGCCAAGAUCCGGGUCCCUACUACUCCAUCGUUUUCGUCGCAAGUGAAACCGCACCCAAGUUCGCCGCAUUCGAGCUUUAAAGUUCCCUCGCACGCGGCUGCGGGCAUCUCGAGCUCUACGGGGGCCCAGGCAUCUCAAUCCCAUUUCAAUGAGCUGGUUGACACUCCGACCGUGGCAUUGUACAUGUCUCCAUCUCCACAGAAGCGCAAAAUGAGCCAAGGAGGUCUUCCAUCCUCUUCCGUGGGCGCCAACCUUGUCGUUCCGGGUACCCCAUCUCAAGAAUUCCGGUCGGCGCACCUCCUCAAAACGCCCAACUUCAACAUGGGAGAUUACGUCCACAACCUUUUCAGUCCCUCUCCGAGGGUCACGAGCGGCUCUCAUAGCGAUUCCAAGAGAGAUUGA
Lachancea mirantina is the source of this 906-nucleotide messenger RNA. The record is from the annotation of a GenBank genome assembly. Lineage: Eukaryota; Fungi; Ascomycota; Saccharomycetes; Saccharomycetales; Saccharomycetaceae.